GAAGGAGGGGAGAAGGCAUCGCUGAGUUUUCUGGAAUAACUUCACAACAUCAAAACAGCCUAAGAUUGGUGCUUCUGCCGCCCGAGAAAGGCUUGGGAGGUGGGAACCGUUGGUGGGACGUGCUCAGGGCUCUGUGGGAUCAUGUUGACCUCCUGCUUGCCUUGGUGGAGAUCCAGUGCUACCUGGAAGCUUUGGCAGUCGGGUCGCUUUUUGCCUUGCAGCUGGGAGAGGUGCCACAUACUGAGUCGUAAACCAAUCAACAUGACUGCGUGGCAGGGGCAACAGGUUGCCGCUCAGGAAAAACAUCUGUUAGAAGACCUGGAAAUACCCCUUGCAAGAAGAGAAACUGAGACCCUCUUUCAAGAGCAGCCUGAGACUGGGAACCAGUAUUUGGAAGACCCUUUGCUUCGGAGUUACUUGAAAACACAUCUUCCUCCCAAGGUACUGGAGGAGGUGAAUCAAGAUCUGGAGAGAUUUGGAAACCGUCUGCUAACCGAGAUCACAACUCUCGGAUGGGAAUGCGAGUUGAACCCCCCUGUGUUUCAGCAGUAUGAUGCCUGGGGGCAGCGGGUGGAUCGCAUCCUCACCUCCUCAGCCUGGAAGAGGAUAAAGGAGGUCGCAGCAGAAGAAGGGUUGAUUGCUGCGGCCUACGAGAGGAGAUAUGCUAACUGGAGCCGUCUGCACCAGGCUGCCAAACUGUACUUAUUCUCAAGCUGCUCUGGAAUUUUCGGCUGUCCACUGGCCAUGACUGAUGGAGCAGCCAAAGUCAUUGAGUCCCUAGGUAUUCCUGAGUCUCUGAAAAAUGCUUUUGACCAUCUGACAUCCUGUGACCCCAAGAAGUUCUGGACCUCUGGCCAGUGGAUGACAGAGCGCAGAGGAGGCUCUGAUGUUGCUAAUGGCACCGAGACAGUGGCCAGAAAGCAGCCAGAUGGUUCAUAUCAUCUCAGUGGCUUUAAAUGGUUUACUUCAGCUGCUGAUUCUGACAUGACACUAACCCUGGCCAGGGUAGUGGAUGCUGAAGGACAAGUAAAACAGGGUUCCAGUGGCCUGUCCCUGUUCUUCCUGAAAGUUCGAGAUGAGGAGGGGAAGCUGAACAACAUCCAACUGCAAAAGCUGAAAGACAAGUUGGGCACACGGCAGAUGGCAACGGCAGAGCUGUGGCUCAAUGGAGCUAAAGCAGAGCUGAUCUCUGCAGAGGGUCGUGGAGUGGCUUCCAUCUCUAACAUGUUGACCAUAACGCGAAUCCAUAAUACCAUUGCUGCAGUAUCUCACAUGAGAAGGAUGGUCAGUCUGAGCAGGGAGUACGCCCGUAAGCGAGUUGCCUUUGGGAAGCUCCUCAAGGACCAUCCCCUACACAUGCAGACGAUUGCCCGACUGGAGGUGCAGACACGAGGGGCAUUUCUUCUGCUUAUGGAGAUCAUUCGCCUGCUUGGGCUUGCAGAAACCACCAUGGCGAGCAAGGAAGACCAGCUUCUGCUAAGACUGCUGGUACCAGUGGCCAAGCUGUACACUGGGAAGCAGGCUGCUGCUGUUGUCGUUGAGGGCAUGGAGAGUUUUGGAGCACAAGGGUAUGUGGAGGAUACAGGCUUGCCAGUCCUAGUCCGCGAUACUCUGGUGCUGCCCAUAUGGGAAGGAACAACAAAUAUCCUGGCCCUUGAUGUCCUGCGAUCCCUCACCAAGAGUCAAGGACAGGUGAUGGAUGUGUUCUUCUCCACAGUGCAGAAAAAAAUGGAGCUGGCUUUGAGCACAGCAAAGCUGGAAUGCGCCGUGAAGCAAAUACAGGACGCCGUCAGCAGCCUCGCACAGUUCAUGCAAGCGGCUGCUUCCAAGGGGGCAGUGACCAUGGAGCUGGCAGCAAGAGACUUCUCCUACAGCCUAGCGAGGAUCUAUGCAGGAGCUCUUUUAAUUGAACACGCAGCUCGACCUGGUGCCUCCCCCACAGACAUCUCUGCUGCACGAAGGUGGUGCCACCAGGAGCUGUGCCCCGUGGCCCAGGAGCUGCAGAACAGCACCUACGAGGCUGAGGAAGCGCUCGCCGACAGCGCGCUGGUGUACGAGGGCAGCCCUGCCCACAGCAGGCUCUGACUUACCCGGGCCAGCCCCAAACCCAGCAGGUUCUUGCUUUUCAACACUGCACGUGCCCUUCCACCCUGGCUCCUGCUCGAGAUGGGUUCUCUCCCAGGGCAGCUUUUCCCAGCGCUGUGGCUGCGAGCACAAUCCAUUCUGGCUCUGGGAACGGCUGGCCUGCGCUCAGGACAUAAAAUAUUUAUCCCUCAUGGCAUAAAACAAAGGCUUUGCAACCCCAAUUUUCGCUUUUCCUGCUCUCACCUGGCCAAUGCGAUCGUUAUGGGCGUUCUAUGGCGCUGUACAGGCCAGCCUCUGCUUCUGACUUCUGCUUUCAUGUUCUGCUUUGUAUCAAACAAGAUUUGCUGGCAGAGAAGCUUUACCUUCACAUGAAUUGUUGGGCACCUCAACCCUGCUGAAGCUGUUGGCUCUGCUGAGAUGGGCGAGAAGAAUGUUCCCAAGCUACGGCGCUUCAAUCACGGGAUGCAGUGAAUCGCGAUGUGCAGCUCCAUAAACGGCCAGCGUCAACGCUGUGAGCAAAGCUGCCCUGCGACAGCUCUGGGGAGGAGGCAGUUUAAAUUCCGUCACUCAAAUUACAUCGAAACUCUAUAAUUGGUAGCAAAACUAAAGAAUAAAGAUAAUUUUCUUCAUUUUU
This is a messenger RNA of Cuculus canorus (common cuckoo), 2719 nucleotides long. Its product is annotated as acyl-CoA dehydrogenase family member 11. The record is from RefSeq and is a predicted model, not a curated record. Gene Ontology annotation, molecular function: oxidoreductase activity, acting on the CH-CH group of donors. NCBI's taxonomy places the organism in Eukaryota, Metazoa, Chordata, Aves, Cuculiformes, Cuculidae. The coding region runs from base 142 to 2085 and encodes 647 amino acids. The transcript has 15 exons.